Molecule: messenger RNA, 929 nt
Organism: Coturnix japonica (Japanese quail)
Lineage: Eukaryota; Metazoa; Chordata; Aves; Galliformes; Phasianidae
Gene: TAF13
Product: TATA-box binding protein associated factor 13
Biological process (GO): transcription by RNA polymerase II
Cellular component (GO): transcription factor TFIID complex
Molecular function (GO): protein heterodimerization activity
Source: RefSeq, a predicted model, not a curated record
GAGGGGUGGGAAACAGCCUGGGUGCUAUAGACACGGCACAACAAGAUGGCGGCCCCCAGGGGAGGCGGGAACGGGAAACCGGAAGCGGUAGCGGGCUGUGGCGGCCAUGGCGGACGAGGAGGAGGACGCGCCGUUCGAGGAGGACUCCGAGGAAGCCGGCGGCGGUUUGGACGGCGGGCAGGGCAAGAGGAAGAGGCUUUUCUCUAAAGAACUAAGAUGCAUGAUGUACGGAUUUGGAGAUGACCAGAACCCUUACACGGAAUCUGUGGAUAUUCUUGAGGACCUGGUGAUAGAAUUUAUCACUGAAAUGACACACAAAGCCAUGUCAAUUGGACGGCAGGGCCGUGUACAGGUUGAGGACAUUGUCUUCCUAAUCCGCAAGGACCCCCGGAAGUUUGCCAGAGUUAAAGACCUUCUGACUAUGAAUGAAGAACUGAAACGUGCCAGAAAGGCCUUUGAUGAAGCAAACUAUGGAUCUUGAUUCUGUGUACAGGCUUGACUGGAGCGUGCUGUGGGCUCCUGUUGCUCAAGAGGAAGAAAUGUCAUGUGUGUUGCUUUGAGGGGUUAUUUGAGCUGGAGAUCAUUGCUGCUAUCUGCUCUGCCUCUCAGCCUCUUGUGGUAGGCAUUCAAACAGCUAGAUGUUAACUGAUUACACAUGGCGCUCCUAACGUGUUUUUAUACCAUUAUGGGAAUUUGAGAAAUGAGCUCUAAAGAUAUUUUAAAGGUGAGAAGUCUGCAGUAGGACAGCUGAAUUGGGAAUCUACAAGGCCCAUGACAAGCUCUUCUCUACUUUGGUUAUGUCGAGGUAUUUUGUUGACAGGAAACCUGGAAAAUAGAUGUUGGUUAACUGGACAAAGUUGUCAAGCCCAAACUAUUACAAAUUCUGCUCUGUACAUAAACUUGAAUAAAGCAACUCGAGUCUGUGCCCA